AUGGAACGCACCAAGGUGACGGCCAAAGGAAAGGCCAAAACGAAGUUGACAACGACGGCGUCGUCAAAGGGAAAGACGAAGUUGAAGGCACGACCCCGGAUCACCGCGACAGUGCAACAAUUGCCGAACACUGCCGCAGACGGUGAACAAUCUCUGCCCGAUGCGGGGAGCGAAGUCCAUGGCGAGUUGAUGCAACGGAUUAAGUUGGCGUAUCCAAUUGAUUCGGACGACAAAACCAAGGGAUCAACUUCGCAUUGCGAAAGCAAAAUCGGCGAUGGCAGCUGCGAAGAAGAAGGAGUAUCGGCAAACCAAGCGCGUGAAGAAAUCCCGUAUCCGUUUCAACCACUGGAAGACCCUACUGCUAUUCAUGGUGAGGUUCAAUUCAACGAGGAGGCCCUGCACGACAUCGACCUUGGCGAAGAUCCACCGUUCCUCAAUAUUCCGUCCAAGAUGCGAUUCAAGUGCGGCCUCCACGCCGAAACCCUGUGA
Aphanomyces astaci is the source of this 489-nucleotide messenger RNA. RefSeq lists its product as hypothetical. The transcript has 3 exons. The record is from RefSeq and is a predicted model, not a curated record. Lineage: Eukaryota; Oomycota; Saprolegniomycetes; Saprolegniales; Verrucalvaceae. The coding region runs from base 1 to 489 and encodes 162 amino acids.